CUGUGAGUCUAUAAAACAGGGGGAGACCAUCACAAACAGAUUCUUUGCAAAAAAAAAAAAAAGUAUCCUUUUCCUAGCAAAAAAAAACAACAACAAAUUUGUGUGUCAUAAAAUGUACAAGCUAGUAACUCUACUUGUAGCAGCUUUUGCUUUUUGUGACACAGCGAAUGUAGCCAAGAGAGAUGAGCAGUGCACUGGGUUGUUACAGUGUGCUUCUUACCUGUCGGACUUAGAAACAUCCAGCUUUGGUUCCUUACCAGAUGAAGAACAAUACGAACAACUAUGUCGGAAGAACGAUGACCUACAAAAGUGUUUUGACGACAACAAAGAUGACUGCGAAGAUAAUACUUUCUUAAACAUGGUCAUGAGAGGAGCUGAGGCGUUAAAUUUCAUUUGUUCCGAAGAGGGCAAAGAAGGACUAGAUUCCAUCUCAGACUCUCCAUGUGUCAACGAUCAAAACGCUCUCUUAUCAGCCCAAGAAGGAAUGGGCGAGUGCGUGCAAAAUUUCCAGCUUGAGUUGCAGUUGGCUACUUUUACCGCCUUGUCUAAUGACGAAGGGAUGGAGUCAGUCAAUGUCUGUUCCUACUUAGAUCAACUGAGAAUUUGCACUUUAGGAACACUGGAAAAUCAUUGUGGCCAAAACUUUGGCAACUUUGCUAAAAGACUUGUGGACAUUUACUACCAGCCUGUUGCUGAUCAGAUAGGCUGUGGUCAACAAGCUCGUCAGAUCCGUACUCUGAAAUCGAGACUCGUUCCCUUGAUCAUCUCUGGUGUCAGAAGAAGACGUUAAAUGUCGACCAGCUUCACGGUUAAAACAAAUCUCAUGAUGUCCAAGAUUUUAAAAAAAUAUGACUUUGUAAAAAUAUUCCUUUUUAACUGUGUUUAGUAUAUUUUAAAAAUAAUCUUUUUAUUUAUUUUAAUCAAGGAAUAAAAUUUUGAUAGUUCAAUAA
This is a messenger RNA of Biomphalaria glabrata, 950 nucleotides long. RefSeq lists its product as uncharacterized. The coding region runs from base 113 to 790 and encodes 225 amino acids. The record is from RefSeq and is a predicted model, not a curated record. Lineage: Eukaryota; Metazoa; Mollusca; Gastropoda; Planorbidae. The transcript has 6 exons.